Messenger RNA from Limulus polyphemus (Atlantic horseshoe crab), 10404 nucleotides. It is a transcript of the gene HUWE1, whose product is annotated as E3 ubiquitin-protein ligase HUWE1-like. The transcript is spliced from 69 exons. Gene Ontology annotation, cellular component: membrane. Gene Ontology annotation, molecular function: pore-forming activity; protein binding; zinc ion binding. The record is from RefSeq and is a predicted model, not a curated record. Gene Ontology annotation, biological process: defense response to Gram-negative bacterium; killing of cells of another organism. NCBI's taxonomy places the organism in Eukaryota, Metazoa, Arthropoda, Merostomata, Xiphosura, Limulidae.
UGGUCUUUCGUCGUUUCUGACAUGGCGUCGUCAUUGUGAAAGUUAGAAAGCGACAUUAUCUUAUGACAUUUGAAUUUUGAAAAUAUUUAAUCGAAUAACAGAUAUCAGAGUAUUUGAUCAGCUUAAACUUAAGUAAUAUUUUUUGCAGCCAUUUAUAAACUUAUUGUUACCGUUUGUUUUGAGGGUUAACAUGAAUGGAAAAGAAAGCCAAGGUAUUUGAGUCUUGAAUUGUAUGUUAAUGUGUGCAUCAUGAAGAUCGACAGGAGUAAAUUAAAGAAGAGCUCUUCUGAAGUGCCUGCUGACUGUCGGAUACUCAUAGAAAAGUUAAAAGCCUGUAAUGAUGAUGAACUGGUUUGUGAACUUAAAAAAAUCAAAACUUGGAACUGUGGAAAGUGUGAACUUUACCACUGGACAGAUGUCCUUGACAAAUUUGAUACUAUUUUGGAGGCAGCAUGCCAAAAGAUAAAAGAGGGUCAGUGGUGUUUACCAUGUGAUAUACCUGGACAAGAAAAGAAUAAAGAACUCCUGCUGCAGAUCCUGCAGUUUACUGCUUUGCUUAUUGAGCAUAGCUUCUCACGACAUUUAUACAACUCUGUAGAGCACUUGACUACUUUGUUGUCAUCCAGUGACAUGCAGGUUGUCCUGGGUGUAUUGAAUCUUCUCUAUGUAUUUAGUAAACGGUCAAAUUUUAUCACAAGAUUAAAUGCUGAAAGGCGGCAGGCACUACUCAUCAGACUCACAUAUCUUGCAGAGAACUGGGGAGGUAAAGAAAAUGGUUUUGGUUUAGCUGAGUGCUGUCAGGAUUUACCUCUUUCGAGUUAUCCAGCUAGUGCCACAACUCUUCAUUUUGAGUUUUAUACUGAAGUGUCAGAAGAUAGAAUAGGGAAGAAACAUCAGCCUAAUAAUGUUUGUUUUAUUCAUAUUGAUCGUGUGGAUCAGAUACUUGGAAAAAACCCAUCUCAGAUUAUGGAAGACUUAAUAAACACACACUCUGUACCACAGAAUAAACAGAUGCUUCUUUUUACACACGUUCGGCUUGCACAUAGUUUUUCAGACUAUACCAAAAGGUUACAGUGUGUUCAAGCAAGAUUACAAGCUUUGUCAAUAUUAGUGUAUUGUAAUGCCAUCCAGGAUAACGUAACAUCUUUACUCUAUAAUGGACUCAUUGAAGAACUUGUAGAUGUCCUAGAGCUCAAGACCCAGAGUCUAAUAGAAAUCAAAGCAGCAUCUUUGAGGACAUUGACUUCAAUUAUUCAUUUGGACAGAACCCCAAAGUUAAAUUCAAUCAUUGAUGCAACAGGAGCUUCAUCAUACCAUGGAUUUCUUCCAGUAUUAGUUAGAAGUUGCAUUCAGUCUUUAACUGAUCCAGAGUUAGAACCAUUUCCCUUACCAUUUGCAACAGCUUUAUUUUCAUUUUUAUACCACCUUGCUAGUUAUGAGAGCGGUGGAGAAGCCCUUGUUGCAUGUGGGAUGAUGGAGGCCUUAUUGAAAGUGAUAAACUGGCAUGGAACAGAAUCAGAACAUAUUACGUUUGUAACUAGAGCAGUAAGGGUGAUAGACUUAAUCACUAACCUGGACAUGCAGGCUUUCCACUCGCAUGGAGGAUUGAUAAGCUUCAUAAAUCGGUUGGAGAUGGAAGUAGGUAUAUGUAAAGAAGAACAGCCUUAUAUAAUCAAGCCUCGUCAUAGAGAACCUUCUGUAUCUGCUGUUGACCUCUCGAGUACUCAGCCACCGAGCAGUUCAAGCCAAGUAGAAGGUCAACUUGCAAUGGAAAUUGACAGUACACAUAUGGAAAGUGGCCCAAGAAGUGAGACUACUCAAGCCUCUGACUUAAGUCAUAAUGUAGGAAGUAUGGAAUUCAAUGUUGGUGCAUCAGUGUCUGAUACACCAUCUCUUAUAGAAGAAGAUAAAAUUGAAGAGCUUGAACCAAGAAGGGGUGUGCAGUGUUUUCCUCAAAGGGCAGCACUUUUGAAAUCUAUGUUGAAUUUUCUGAAGAAAGCCAUCCAGGAUCCUUCUUUUUCAGAUAGCAUAAGACAUUUAAUGGAUGGAUCACUACCAAAGUCGUUGAAACACAUCAUUAGUAACGCAGAAUAUUAUGGGCCUUCACUUUUUCUCUUGGCCACAGAUGUUGUUACAGUUUAUGUAUUCCAAGAACCUUCUCUUCUAUCUUCACUUCAAGACAGUGGACUGACAGAUGUGGUGCUUCAUGCACUGUUGGUCAAAGAGGUUCCUGCCACAAGAGAGGUCCUGGCUUCAUUACCUAAUGUUUUCAGUGCCCUGUGUUUGAAUACACGAGGACUUCAAGCCUUUGUUGCUUGUAAGCCAUUUGAAAGACUGUUCAAGGUACUUUUAUCUCCUGACUACCUUCCAGCCAUGAAAAGAAGACGAAGCUCAGAUCCUAUGGGUGAUACUGCUAGCAAUCUUGGAAAUGCUAUGGAUGAGUUGAUGAGACAUCAACCAAGCCUAAGAGCUGAUGCUACAGCUGCAAUUAUUAAGCUACUGGAAGAAUUGUGUGCUAUGGGACGUGAUCCAAGAUAUGUCUGUUCACGGCCAGCUAUAAAGAAUGAAACUGCUACAACGAGUGGAUUCCGAACCAGCACAGUCUCUACUGAAGCAGGCUCAUCAGAUGAAGAAGAAGAUGACGAUGAAGAAACUGGUGGUCAUACUGUAACAGGAACAUUAAAACCAGGGGCUGAAAAGCAGAUUACUCCAGAAAUUUCAACAGGAUCAGAGACUAAGAUUCCAAUCCCAUUAGUUGACUAUAUUCUUAAUGUUAUGAGAUUUGUUGAUGCAAUCUUAAGUAACAACUCUACUGAUGAUCACUGCAGGGAGUUUGUACGACAGAAAGGACUAGUACCAUUAAUGGGCAUUUUGGGGUUGUCAAACCUUCCCGUAGACUUUCCUGUUACUCCAGCAUGUCAAGCUGUAGCUAGUGUUUGUAAAUCCAUUUUGAAUCUAGCCCAUGAACCACAGGUCUUGAAACAAGGUCUGCUUCACCUCAAUGAAGUUUUACAGAGUUUGGAACCAUUACAUCGCCCACUUGAACCACCAGGAGGCAGUGUUUUACUGGAGGAACUAAUCACUGCUCCAAAUUUGAAUGAAGCGACUGCAAGUCAUCAGUCUACACCAUUGCUUCAUGCCAUGGCUGCAGCUCAUGCAUACAUAAUAAUGUUUGUACAUGUUUGUCGGACUGGUCAGAGUGACAUUCGAACCAUAUCAAUAAGCCACUGGGGGUCAGAACUGGGGCUGAGUGUUCUACGAGGUCUUAGUCGUCUUUACACUUCUUUGGUAUGGGAAAGCACUGUUCUCUUGGCCUUGUGUAGUGAAAACACACUGCCUGCUAAUUGCCAGUUUGGUCGACAUCAGCUGGACAGGUUACUUCCUAGGGACUUGACUAAGUUGGACAAGCAGGAAGAAGAAGGAAGGAGUGGCAUGUUGAGUGCAACUGAAGAAUUUGGAUCAAAUGGUGUGACUUCUGCUAUGGAAGCACUCAGUACAAAUGGAGGAACUUCUGCCAUGGAGGUUGAUGAAUCCUCUACAGCUGUUGAUGGUAUGAAUAGCUCUGAGAUUAAACAGAAAGGAAAGAUCUCUCCUCAGCUUCAGGCACAAAUUAAACAAAUUAAACCCUUGCUGUCUGGAGCUUCUCGUUUAGGAAGGGCUCUUGCUGAAUUAUUUGGCCUACUUGUGAAGCUUUGUGUAGGAUCACCAAUGCGACAGCGAAGAGGACAGCAGAUCCCACCUUCGCCAACAGUACCAACACCUGCUGCACGUGCUGUGGCAUCAGCAUUAACUCAUCUGUUAGCCAGUGGAUUGAGUUGGGAACCUCCAGAAACCUCUCCUCUGCCAAAGUUUAGACUGACAUUUUACAUCUGUUCAGUUGGAUUUACAUCACCUAUGUUGUUUGAUGAAAGAAAGUACCCAUAUCAUUUGAUGCUGCAAAAGUUUCUUUCUUCUGGUGGACAAGAUGCAUUUUUUGAAACCUUCAGGUGGGCACUUACCUGUGGUAACAAAGUUCCAAUAGAAGAAGGAUUGGAGCAUCCAGAUCUUCCAGAUGGAACUGGGGAAUUUCUGGAUGCUUGGCUGAUGUUAUUAGAGAAAAUGGUAAAUCCUAAGAUGGUAAUGGAAUCUCCACAUACUCUACCAGUAAAAUCAUCCCAGCCUGGCUUUGUUCCUUUCAAUCCUGUUCUCUAUUUGGUACACACACACAAGUUGGCUUUUCAAGCAAUCAUGCACUUGUGGAAUCGGAAACCUCUGAAACUAUAUGGAGAUAGGAUGGCAGAAUCUAUUCUUGCCAUUCUCUGCCACUUGCUAAGAGGAGAAAGCAUCAUUAAAGAAAAAUUAAGCAAAGAAAAAGAAGGUGAAACAGCAAACAAUAGCAACAACAGUUCUUCCACAAACAUUAGAGCAAGGCGAGGACAAGAACUAGAAGAGCAAGGACAGUUACAACAACUGAUGGAUAUGGGAUUCAGUCGUCAAAUGGCUUUGGAGGCACUGUUAACUACUAACUCUCUUGAACAAGCAACUGAUUACCUUCUAAGUCAUCCAGCUCCUCUUCCAAGAUGGUCUCAAUCUGGAGCUGAAUUUCAAGCAGAAGAGGAAGAUCAAAUGUUACGAGCUAUUGCCAUGUCUCUUGGUGAAAAUGUUCUUGUGUCCACUAAUCAGGUAGAAGAAGAACCAAGGAAAGUGGAUGAUCAACAGGAACUAGAACGAGAAGAGCAGCAGGAUGAAGAACCUCUUUCAUCCAAGAUAAUUGAUGAUUUUACUGACAGGAUGCUACCUGGCUGUCUUAGGUUACUUGAUACAUUACCUGACACUGUUUACAGGGUGUGUGAUUUACUUGUUGCUGUUGUUAACCGCAAUGGAGAAUCCUGGCGAGAUAGGAUGCUCGAACAGCUUAUUCAAGAGAUUGAAGAUAAUGUUUCUAAGCUACUGAAUGCCACUGCACCAAUGACUACAGCUGACACAAAAUCUGUACAAGAGUGGGUUACACAGUUGUCAACUCUGCCAGAAGCUGGAAAAACUGCUGUUAGGAUUCACUUGUUCACUCUUCUCUUUGAGGAAAUGAGGAUUUCGUGUGCAUGUCUUGUAGAAAAACAUCAGCUCAUAGACACACUUGUUACUUUAUUGGAUGCUGCUCAACAGUGUUUUGUUCUUGUAAAAGAUGUUCCUACUCCAAAGUGGCCAGCUUCAGUAUGCCUCCUGAUAGAUUUGUUUGAAAGGGCCUCAAUCUCUUCAAUAAGAAGAGCACCAUUGUUAAAGGUCUCCAAACGACAGUGGAAAUGGUUUGAUGAUCGGACUGGUCGAUGGAACAGUUACACUGGAAGUAACAACAAAACAAUAGAUGAUGCUUACAAAGUGGGAGAACAGAGUGUAAGAUUCACAGCUGGGAGGAGACGCUACACUGUUCAGUUUAGUACAAUGGUCCAGAUUAAUGAAGAAACAGGCAAUUGGAGACCAAUUAUGUUAACAUUAGAAAACAAAGAAGACAAAGAGAAGGAAGAUAAUCGUAUUAAAGAAAAAACAAUGGAUACAGAUGAAAGUGGUACUGGUAGUGAAACUGCCGUUGCAUCUCCAGUUACUGAACCAAUUGCUGAAGUAAAGAUAGUUCAAGGUUUAACACGAGAACAGUCAGCUACAUUAGUCAGGGCCUGUAUUGGGUUGAUUAGUAUUCCUGUUGAGCCAGACAGCCUGCAUGCUGUAAUGAGGUUGUGUCUUCGUUUAACACGUAGUUAUGAAAAUGCUGUAAUAUUUACUGAACUUGGUGGACCAAAACUACUAUUAAAUCUCACUCAAAGCUCAGCAUUUACGGGAUUCACCUCUUUAGCAACCCUCUUAAUCCGCCAUGUGCUGGAAGACCCCCAGUCGUUGCGUUCUGCUAUGGAGAAGGUUGUGCGGCACUCAACUCAAAGUUCCAAUUCACCACUAAGUAACAGAGAAAUGCAUUAUGUUUUAAGGGUUCUUGGUCCUGCUGCAUGUCGAGAUCCAGAGCUUUUUAAAGAUGUUGCUAAGUCAACACUUCGGAUUGCCUUACUACCUCUUACAAAACGUGAAGAAGAUGACAGACGAUACACCAGCAGUAAUGCUGUGCAAAUGCUGAAGGCCUUACCUGCCAAAGGAGUCGGUCAACAAGUCACUGAUGGACCUAUGAAAGAUGUGAUCUGUGAACUUCUUAAUGCUUUAGUUGUAAAACCUGAAGAAGGUGUUGGAAAUCAGACAGAAACAUCUACUGAGCAAACUUCCCAGAGAAGCGAACCACAGGGAUUGGUCCGUGAUAACAGUGCUAAUGAUUUAUUGCAGCAAGAUGAUGAUGAAGCUGGGCUAGCUGCAUUAGAUACCAUUGACACCAGUGAUUCAACUACUGCAGGAAAAGACAGCAAACAAGUAAAGGAUCAGAAAGCAGAGGAGCUUGCUAAGAAAACUAGGCCAUUGUUACCCAAGUCAGCCAUCUGUAGACUUUUAGCUGAACUAAUCAGAUCGUAUGGGGGUUGUGCCAAGUUAGUUGUAGAACACACAUAUUCCGCUGCUCAGACGGAGCUCAUUUCUGAAAGCUGCACAGCCUUAGCUUUUAUCCUAGACAACCUAUUACCCCAGUGUCAGACAGCAGGAGAUAAAGACACUCCAGCAUUAGCCAGAGUUCUUAUUGCAGCUUUAGCUUCUUGUAAUCACACUCCUGAGGCUCAGACUGCAUUGGUUAACGAGGUGAAAGCUGCUCUUCAUCGAUCCUUAGCUUUAACAGAAUCUGCAGAUAAACAUGCUAGGAUUCAAGCUUUAACAGGUCUGAUUGGAACAAUGAUAGAAUCUUGCCCAUCUUCUUCCUCAUCAUCCCAAAGUCAGAUGAACUCUUCUACUUUCAGACAACAACAGAACAGCAUGAACAACAUGGUAAGAAUUCUGCUGAAGCGUGGUUUAGUGACAGAUCUGGCUAGAAUCCCCCACAGUCUUGACUUGUCCAGUCCUCAUAUGGCUACUACAGUAAACUCUGCUCUAAAGCCAUUAGAGACACUCUCCAGAAUUGUGAAUCUUCCAACUAACAGCCAGAGUGGGAAAGGAUCAAACCGAACCAAGACCUCAGCAGCUGUAUCAGGAAUGCAGGAAGAUCUUGCUGGUGAAGCUAUGGAAGAAGAUACUGGCAUUACACAGAAUGGAGAAGGUUCUACAGUAAGAAAUACUGAAACAAGUACCUCUGAAGCAACUAAUGCUUAUGGUGAAGUUACAGUAGAUGACAGUGCAGAUAAUACUGACAGUGAAGCUCCUGAUGUAGGAGCAACAUCAGAAGAAGCCCCUGUCACUGCUAGCUUUAGCCAGGAAAUUAUUAAUGACAAUGAAGCUGAACUGGAAGGGAUCAUGGAUGAACUUUUAGACCGUGACAAUAAUGGGUCAGAAGAUCCAAUACUUGGAGAGGUCAUCUACUGUUCAGCUACUACUGCUCUUCCAGAAAAUGCAGAAACCCAGGAAAAUCAAUCAGAAGACAUAGUAAUCAGCAUGGAAGCUGAAAUUGAAGACCAUCAUGAUUCCCAGAUGAUCAGUCAUCACGAAAGUGAAUUUGAAGAAGAUCACACACAAGAAGAUCGUCAUGAAAGCAGUGACUCUGAUACCAAUUCAGAAUCUGGCCAUAGCCAUAGUGAAGAGGAUGAAGGAGAACAUGAUGAUGAUGAUGAGGUUGAACAUGAAGAUGGGGAUGAAGAAGCUGAAGAUGAUGAUGAAGAAGAAGAUGAUGAGGGGUCUCAUUUCGAUGCAGAAGAAGAUGAUUAUCAAGAUAUUGAAGAAGCUCUUUUUCACAUUGAAGAUCGGGAUGAUAGUUUGUUUUUUCAACUUGAAGAGGUGUUUCCUUCAUCUGGUAAAUAAUUCAAAAUUGAUGGUAUCCGUACUUUCCAGCUCCCAAUGGUGUCUGAUGAUACCACCAGUGGUGCUGAAACAAGUGCACCCUCUAUUCCUCCUGCUCCAGGGAAUGUGUCCACUAGACAUCCUUUGUUAAUAAGACAUGGAGAUCCUCACUCGGCUAUUUCAUCUAGAGUUCACAGAGCUGGUCGUCAGCGAGCAAGUUACAGAGCUGCUCUUGGUAACCAUACCUGGCACAUGUAUGCUGGAGGCAGUCGUCAUCCUAAUCCACCAGCAAUACUUCAAAGGCUAUUGGGGCCCAAUACUGCUCAGGACAUUUUGCAACUGACAUCUUCUUUCAACUCUCAUCCAGCAUCAGGUCAAACACGAGUGAUUUUUGCAAAUAGUGAUCUUCGAAUAUUAGCAACAGAUGAAGAUUUAUUUGAAAUACAGGAACAGAAUUCUCUACUUUCUGGAGGUGGAUCUGGAACCCUUGCUAGUAUUCCUUCAGCACUAGUUAGAUGGACAGAGGAAUCUCGGGUAUUGGAUGGAGACAGUGGGCAUGACUGUGUAACAGGAAUCAAAAGUGAAAUUAUUGAUGUGUUGGAGAAACACAGAGAUGAAGAAUUAGCUCUGCGGAAAGAGAAGAGAAAGAAAAUGCAGGAGGAGGAUGAAGGAAAGGAGAAGGAUGAUAAGGAAAAGAUACAACAAGAAACUAAUGUAUCAAACAACCUUCCCAUUUCAACAGAAGGAGAUGGCAGUACUGAAAGUCAAGUACAGGGAACAUCCACCACUGAGAAUGGGGGUUUAGCUAUGGAGGUUUUACCUUCUGAUAGUACCAGACAGAAUGAAACCAACCUUGGUUUAGCAGAGGCUUCAGGAGUUUCAUCUUUGGAAGCCCCAACAACAGUCGAGUCAGAUUCAACUCGACAGCUGGCAGGAAGAUUAAUUGAUGCUAUAUUGGAACAGUUAGUGACCCCAGUGGGAGAAGUAUCUUCCACAGUAUCGUCUGUUAGCUCUGGUGUAGCUGUUACAGCUGUUAGUAAUACUGACUACAGCACCUCGGGUGAAGGACCUGCCACAUCAGCAAGUGUUUCAAGUACAGAGCAUAGUAUUUUACAGCCUUCUCCUUUCACAUGUUCUUUAUCCUCUCUCAGUGCCUCAAGAGGGUGGAGAGAGAAUGAAGCAAGCCAGCAACUACAAGUUGACACUACUACUACUACUACUACAGUUAGGCAGCCUCAACAGCAAGAACAAAGUACUUUCCUACCUGGACCACUCAUCAGCUUUACUUCUUCUCCAAUGGACACAAGUGAACCUCCAUCCCACAUCCCAUCUGUCGAAAUCCCAGCUGUUUUCUCAGAAAGGCCAGUCUCUAUACCUAACAUACAGAGCAGUCGAACUGAUACUAGUCUAGCAGAUAGUAGUGUGUGGCAAGUAGCUGAAAGCACCGUUGAUUUGGUUAUGCCUACAAGUGAAUCAACUGCAUCUUCAGCAGUGGACAUUAUUGGAAUUUUAUCCACAUCUGAUGAUACCAGUACACCUGAAGAUCUCUCCCACACUCCUGGUGCAAUAAUUUCUUCAGCUGAAACUAUCCAGACUUUAACAACCACUACAACUCAAGUUCCUGGAUCAUCCUAUGAUACCCACCAGCUAAUAACUUCUGAAGCCACAAGUACUACUAUUAGUGCAACUGAGGCAGGGACUUCCUCUUCAACAUCAACAUCAGAUUAUGUUAGCAUAUUAGGAGACACAGAAAUACCAGAAGGUGUUGAUCCAUCAUUUUUGGCUGCAUUGCCUGAGAAUAUUAGGCAAGAAGUUAUUGCAGAGCAGCUUAGGCUUCAGCGACUUCGUCAAAGAGCCCAAGCUGCUGCAACUAGUCAGACAACAACAGAAGGAACAUCCUUUACAGAAGUCAACCCUGAAUUUCUUGCAGCUCUACCUCCAAAUAUUCAAGAAGAGGUAUUAGCUCAGCAGCGAGCUGAACAGCAGAGGUUAGCAGCUCAGAAUUCCAAUCCAGACACUCCAGUUGAUCCUGCUAACUUUAUACAGACCUUACCUCCUGGACUACGUCAACAGGUCCUUGCUGACAUGGAUGAUAGUCUCCUAGCCUUACUUCCUUCUGAUUUAGCAACUGAAGCUCAUACUUUAAGGAGAGAAUGGGAAACGCGACACAGACAAAUGCAAGAACGGUUAUUUUCAUCUCAUGCAGGCACUGCACUCUCUAGAAUUCUUCGAUCUGCAGGACGGAUGGGUACACGCUACACAAUUCAUACCGUUCCUCAUCGUGGACAGUGGGCGUGGAACACCUUAUCUUCACGAGCAGGAGGAGCUUGUAGCAGUGGCACAGCAGGCUUGGCUAGUACAUUACGUUUACGUGGAAAACAGCUAUUAGAUCACGAGGCUUUAUCAUGUUUGUUAGUUUUACUUUUUAUGGAUGAACCAAAACUGAAUACAACUCGUUUACACAGAGUGUUAAGAAACUUGUGUUACCAUCCUCCUACUCGACAAUGGAUGAUCAAGGUAAGCUGUAAUGGUCUAAGUAUUUAUGCAGUAUUUAUUACUUAUUAAUAACUGUGUCCAUAG